AUACGAAGAAGCCGUUGCGACACUGAUCCGGAUAUACAUACAAGGCCUGCAAUUGCUAUCGAGAAGCUUACUCAAGAAGAGACGGAGCUAACUCGGAAACUAUUCUAUCGACUGGAUGAGUUCAACGACGAUGAAACCCCACAGAAAAGAGAAUGGCGUGUGGCCCAGAGACAGCAUAAGAUAGACCCUUACUGGGAUCCUUUCGUUACGCAGCUUGACCAUACUAAAGAUAAGUUACUUGCUGAUUUUGAGGAGUAUGCUAGAGUGGCCUCCGCUGCUGAGGCCAAGAGAACCAGGGUUGCUAUAAGGAAGAGCUUACUGCAGUUCAAAUUACGAUAUGAUUCAUAUUCCAAACAAUAUAGGAAAUGGCUCAAUCGUGGACCGGCGGAAGAGAUACCAAAACCACACAAGAUGGAGCAGAG
This is a messenger RNA of Perkinsus marinus ATCC 50983, 422 nucleotides long. RefSeq lists its product as hypothetical. The annotation marks the transcript as partial. NCBI's taxonomy places the organism in Eukaryota, Perkinsozoa, Perkinsida, Perkinsidae. The transcript has 2 exons. The record is from RefSeq and is a predicted model, not a curated record.